CGUCUCUCCUUAUGGAUGACUCAUUUCCUUUAAUUGCUUUCGACCGCGAGAGGGCUGCUUGCGUUCCCUUUCCUUCCUUUUACCUUCACCCGUGCAUGGAUCCGCGUCCGUGAUUGAUAACAUAGUUUCUCCGCUGGGCCACAUGCUAGGAUUACAUCUUGUGAUGAUAUCUCGCGCCAGGCAGAAGCGCUGUCUUAGCCCUUGGUGCUUCGCACUGUUGCGGCAGCCCAGCGGAAGGAGGUUUGGUGAUCGUUCAGGCGAACUAAAUCACCCGUGGGUAUACGGCGUCAAGGUGGAUGGUGGCUUGUCGCACAUCAUGAUGACCCCACCCCCUAUGACAUUCUUUAAGGCUUAUUCAAUUCGCUUCAGUAGCUAACAAAAUUGUGGCCUUGAUUUAUCUGUUGGUAUAUGGAGAUGAAUACCCACUUGCCCACGCCGUACUCAGGCGCCAUGACAAUUUUGUGUCCAGUCGCAGGUGAGACCAAAGCAGCAGCAACGAUGGGCGCCGGCGGACGCAUGACUACGACGGAGCAGGGGCCCCUUCGAUACGGCGGCUGUGGCAUUCCGCUUCACCGUUCGCCCACCGAGAAGCCCUCCUUCACCCUGAGCCAGAUCAAGAAGGCGAUUCCCCGUCACUGUUUCGAGCGCUCCGUCCUCCGUUCCUUCUCCUACGUCAUCCGCGACCUGCUCAUCGCCGUACUCUUCCUCUACUUCGCCGUCGCCGUCAUCCCCAAGCUACCGCUCGGCCUUGCCCUCCCCGCCUGGCCGCUUUACUGGGCCUUCCAGGGAUGCAUCCUAACCGGCGUGUGGGUCAUCGCUCAUGAGUGCGGCCACCACGCCUUCUCCGACUACUCGUUCCUCGACGACGUCGUCGGCCUCGUCCUCCAUUCCGCACUCCUCGUCCCCUAUUUCUCCUGGAAGUACAGCCAUCGUCGCCACCACUCCAAUACCGGCUCCAUCGAGCGUGACGAGGUCUUCGUCCCCAAGCCCAAGGCAGCCCUCCCAUGGUUCAGUAAGUACCUCAACAACCCGCCCGGUCGCAUCCUCACCCUGGCCAUCACCCUCACCCUCGGCUGGCCUUUGUACCUCGCCUUCAACGUCUCCGGUCGCUGCUACCCCCGCUUCGCCUCCCACUUCGACCCCUACGGGCCCAUCUACUCGGACCGCGAGCGUGCCCAGAUCUUCAUCUCCGACGCCGGCCUCAUGGCGGCCCUGUACGUCCUCUACCGCGUCGCCGCCUGCUACGGCUUCUGGUGGCUGGUCAGGGUGUACGGCGUGCCGCUCCUGAUCGUGAACGGGUGGUUGGUCCUCAUCACCUACCUGCAGCACACGCACCCGUCGCUUCCCCACUACGACUCGAGCGAGUGGGACUGGCUCCGGGGGGCGCUGGCGACGGUGGACAGGGACUACGGGAUGCUCAACAAGGUGUUCCACAACAUCACGGACACGCAUGUUGCCCACCAUCUCUUCUCGACCAUGCCACACUACCACGCCAUGGAGGCGACCAAGGCCAUCAAGCCGAUCCUAGGCGAGUACUACCAGUUCGAUGACACGCCACUGCUGAAGGCCAUGUGGAGGGAGGCGCAGGAAUGCAUUUACGUGGAGCCGGAUCAGGGGAGCAAGCUGAAGGGCGUCUUCUGGUACCGCAAGGAGUUGUAAGUCGAGCUCAGGACAUGUCAGUGGAGUGAGAGGAGGCGACAUUUAGUGUCACCUUUUUUUCGCGUUUGUUCCCGUCCGUAACGUGUAAUCUCGUCCUCGUUAUGUACCCCUUCCCCUUCACGUUGGUAUUUAUGUAUCCGUCGUCUAGUAAACGUUGCAUGCGUAUGCUUCGUAUCUCCAGACAAAUGGUCGAGA
Messenger RNA from Musa acuminata subsp. malaccensis (wild Malaysian banana), 1854 nucleotides. RefSeq names its product delta(12)-acyl-lipid-desaturase. The record is from RefSeq and is a predicted model, not a curated record. Gene Ontology annotation, biological process: lipid metabolic process. Lineage: Eukaryota; Viridiplantae; Streptophyta; Magnoliopsida; Zingiberales; Musaceae. Gene Ontology annotation, molecular function: oxidoreductase activity, acting on paired donors, with oxidation of a pair of donors resulting in the reduction of molecular oxygen to two molecules of water.